Messenger RNA from Chroicocephalus ridibundus (black-headed gull), 1295 nucleotides. RefSeq names its product 4-hydroxy-2-oxoglutarate aldolase 1 (gene HOGA1). The transcript is spliced from 7 exons. Lineage: Eukaryota; Metazoa; Chordata; Aves; Charadriiformes; Laridae. Gene Ontology annotation, molecular function: (R,S)-4-hydroxy-2-oxoglutarate aldolase activity. Gene Ontology annotation, cellular component: mitochondrion. Gene Ontology annotation, biological process: glyoxylate catabolic process. The coding region runs from base 45 to 1049 and encodes 334 amino acids. The record is from RefSeq and is a predicted model, not a curated record.
CUCAUCAAACAUUAACAGCCCCUCGGCAGCAGCACCCGGCCACCAUGGUGGUGCUCAGCACCCUCCUCGCCUCACCCCUCCGGCUCACCCUGGCGGCUCUGUGCCGGGCGGCCCCCCGGCAGCACCGGGGGCUCAGCACCCCCUCGGGACCAGGGCACUCGCUCAACCUCGGGGGCAUCUUCCCACCCCUCGCCACCCCCUUCUCACCCACGCAAGAGGUGGACUAUGCCCAGCUGGAGGGGAACCUGCGCCGCUACGCCAGCAUCCCCUUCCGAGGGAUGGUGGUGCUGGGCUCCAACGGGGAGUACCCCUACCUGGCACCCCGCGAGCGGCUGGAGGUGGUGAACUGCGUGCGCCGGUCUCUGCCCAGGGACCGCCUGCUGCUGGCCGGCUCGGGCUGUGAAUCCACCCAGGCCACCAUCGAGCUGACGGUCAGCAUGGCAGAGGCGGGGGCUGACGUGGCGCUGGUCGUGACACCCUGCUACUACCGGGGGGCCAUGACCAGCGCUGCCCUGGUCCAGCACUACACACAGGUCGCCGACGCAUCCCCCAUCCCUGUGGUGCUCUACAGUGUCCCUGCCAACACCGGCCUGGACCUGCCCCUGGAGGCUGUCCUCACCCUGGCUCAGCACCCCAACAUCAUUGGGAUCAAGGACAGCGGUGGGGAUGUCACCCGCAUGGGGCUGAUGGUCCACAAGACACGGCAGGAGGAUUUCCAGGUGCUGGCGGGAUCGGCCGGCUUCUUGCUGGCAAGCUACGCCCUGGGUGCCUCUGGGGGUGUCUGCGCCCUCGCCAACGUCCUGGGGGCCCCGCUGUGCCAGCUGGACCGCCUGUGCCGUGGGGGCCACUGGCAGGAGGCCCGUGACCUGCAGCACCGGCUCAUCGAGCCCAACGUGGCGGUCACCCGCCGGUUUGGGAUCCCGGGGCUGAAGAAGGCCAUGGAGUGGUUCGGCUACUACGGGGGUCCCUGCCGCGCACCCCUGGCCCCGCUGAGCCCCCCCCAGGUUGAGGAGCUGAGGGGCACCUUCAGCGCCAAUGGCUGGUUGUGAGGCAUCCGCACUGGGAAGGCACAGGGAGCUGGGGACAUGGUGGGGACACUGGGAUGUGGCCAGGAGAAAGCCACCCAUCUCACUCCUUCCUGCUGGACAGGGCUGCCCUGCGCAGAGCGGGCAGGGGGGACACCCAGCACGCCCUGGCCACCCUUGCAUCCCCGCCAGCCCUUGGGAUCCUGCCAGCCCCGAUGUGAAGGAAUGGAUCCUUGCUCCAUGAGCUGAGAAUAAACCUGCUGCAUCCCC